This is a messenger RNA of Ostrinia nubilalis (European corn borer), 716 nucleotides long. RefSeq lists its product as uncharacterized. The record is from RefSeq and is a predicted model, not a curated record. NCBI's taxonomy places the organism in Eukaryota, Metazoa, Arthropoda, Insecta, Lepidoptera, Crambidae. The coding region runs from base 103 to 441 and encodes 112 amino acids. The transcript has 3 exons.
AAUCGCCGCAGUGACCAGUCUCAACCGAGCUUCUGACCGAACCUUGACAGGACGUUUGAUAACUAUUUAAAAAGUAUUUUAGACGUCAGUAAUUUCUUAAACAUGAUCUCAAGGAUUGCUUUUAUUUUGGCGGUGGUGGGACUCUCCUGUGCCGCGACUUUUCAAGGCUACUUGCCCCCAAAACCCGCGGAGCAUGCUCACAAAACUGGCUGUUACGUGAAAGAGAUCGACGACGUUAUUCCUUUCGGCAAGACCAUCUACCCCAUCGGACAUUGCUAUAGAAUCGAAUGCACUGCUGGCAUGAUGUACUAUGCUUCAUGUGGCAAAGUUAUGACUAGCGAUGACACCUGCUACGUCACGGAAGAAGAUUUAAGUAAACCUUAUCCCGAUUGCUGUCCCCACGUGAAGUGCAUAGAAGACAACAGUGUAUCGAAAAACUAAAUUAUAACUAAGCAUCUGAAACUUGGUGGUCUAAUGUGAAGCCUGGAAGAAUGAAAUGAGUCGCUAUAAGAACUUUGAUUUUGGAUUUGAGAUUAAUACAACACGGUCUGGCUAGCUGCGCACCUGGCGAGCGUGACGUCACAUCGACGCUCUGGUGCGAGUGAGUGCGGGGAGAGGGUAAGGCUAAAUUAGCCUCGAAGAAGCUUGGUGUGCUCAAUAGAUCGAGACGGUAUUUCACUCCAGCCCAUCGUCUGCAACUUUACAAGGCGCAGGUU